ACAGUUUUUCCAUUACUCUUAGGUGUAUGCUUUUUUAAAAUUGGACUGUGAUUUGCUGAUUGUUUUCUUCUAAUAAGUUUGUGCCUUUUUUGAGACUCAUCUCCCUCGGUUAAUGGGAUUGUGUUGCUUUCAUCAAAAUCUAAGUGGAAUUUGCUGAAUAUGCUAUCAUUCUCCACAUGAGGACACAAGGCUAACUUGUCUAUAUAUGCUUAAGCUCUAAGUCCUUAGCUAUUGCUCUUCCAUAGCUCUUUCUUUUAUGUGCAUUCAUGAAGAUGGACAUCGUUGAGAGAGCCACCGGAGCUAAAUAUGAAUGCUUGCUCUUCGACUUGGAUGAUACUCUUUACCCCUUGAGUAUAGGUUUCAACUUGGCUUGCCGCAAGAACAUAGAAGAAUUCAUGUUGAAAUACCUUGAUAUUGAAGAAAGUGAAGUACCAAGAAUGUGCUUGGAAUUAUACAGGGAAUAUGGAACAACUAUGGCUGGGUUAAAGGCUCUGGGUUAUGAAUUCGACAACGACGAGUUUCAUGCCUAUGCUCAUGGAAGAUUACCGUACGAAACACUGAGGCCAGAUCCAGUGUUAAGAAACCUACUACUUUCGAUGCCACAGAGGAAAAUAAUCUUCACGAAUGGUGACAAGGCACAUGCGCAACAAGUUCUUAAAGGGCUGUGCUUGGAAGAAUGUUUUGAAGGCAUCAUAUGCUUUGAAACACUUAACCCUCCUCUUCAACAACCUGAUUUCAUGGAUGCUGCUGAUAAGUCACCAAUUCUCUGUAAACCCUCGCUUGAAGCAUUUGAAGCUGCUAUUCAGCUCGCCAAUGUCGACCCAAAGAAAACAAUUUUCUUCGAUGAUAGUGCUCGAAACAUUGCGACCGGAAAAGCAGCAGGGCUUCACACAGUCAUAGUCGGGAGCUCGACACCAUUGCCCGAAGCAGAUUAUGUGUUACGUAACAUCCACAACAUCAAAGAAGCAAUACCUGAAUUAUGGGAUGGAGAAGAGGGGCAAAUGGACCAAGUCAUCCAACAAGCUGCAGUUGAAACGACGGUGCUUGCUUAGAUUUCAGUUCCCAGGGAGGCUGGUCUUGUUAUAUUAUUAUGUCACAUAGGAAGCAUUCAUGUUAAAUAAAAUGGCCCCGUCAGUAAUAUUUACAUGUAAUUGGAAUACAAGGAAAUGGUUAUGUUAUUGUUAUUUA
Molecule: messenger RNA, 1188 nt
Organism: Hibiscus syriacus
Lineage: Eukaryota; Viridiplantae; Streptophyta; Magnoliopsida; Malvales; Malvaceae
Exons: 7
Coding region: 267-1052 (261 amino acids)
Source: RefSeq, a predicted model, not a curated record